AUGGAAAGGCACGGACGGGCUGGGGAGGCAUCCGAACCUGAAUCCCACCCCAUGAGGGAAGGCCGGGACAGGUCGAAGUCGACGUCUUCUAAGAACAUCCCAGGAAACGAAAUCGCCGCAGUCGACUUGUCACAGACCGAAGAAGUACCCAACAGCGGCAUACUGCGGGUGGGUAGAGGUGACACCUGCACAAUGUACCGAGUUGGACAACAGAUUGGUUUGGGGACCUUCAGUGCUGUUUACGAAGGUGUCAGACUCUUGGAUCACAAGCAAGUGGCCAUCAAAUUCGUUAGUGAAGCUCUGCCGCGCACCCCGCUGACCAGAGAAAUGCAGCUCAUAUGGCUACAGGAAGCGGGCAAUUCUUCUUACUCUCAUCUUCAGGCGGAAUACCGGACCUACAGAAGCCUCAAAGGAUGGAAUAGAAUCCCCGAUGUAGUCUUUUUCGGGGACCACGGCCGCAGUAGAAUUCUGCUGACUCCCCACCAGAUCACGAUACUGGAAGAAUUACACGAUAAGGACUUCAUUCAUCGUGACAUCAAAGCAGAGAACUUUGUGAUCCAGGGCGGGACAGAGCGGCCUAAUGGCGCACGAGCAAUCGACUUUGCUACGGCGAAAAAGUACCGAAGCGGCAACCCUCCAACGCACAUUACGUACCGCGAGGGACGGCAAUUUACUGGAACGGCACGGUACGCCAGCAUCAACACGCAUAGGGGAUGCGAACAGUCAAGGCGAGAUGACCUCGAGGCUCUUUGGUAUAUGCUACUCUACUUCAUCAGAGGAAAGUUACCGUGGCAAAAGUUCACGACAACUUCCCUAUCAGAGAAGCAUGGGAAACUUCGAGAAGCCAAGCAGACGACAACAAUCGAGGAGUUGUGCGAGGGACGCUCUGGGCUUUGUGCGGGCCUCCGACACAUUCGCCGCCUAGGCUUUGAAGAGGAUCCUGACUACAAGUACCUCCGAGACCAGCUCGUACAGGCUUUGAAUGGCGGCAUUGGAGAUAUUGAAAACCGUCAAUACGACUGGGACAAGCUACCUUCGCCGGUAAGGCUAGCCGCACGAUCACCAGCUCUUCCACUGCCACCCCAGACCACAAAGGUAACAGACCCGUCCACAAGUUUCCACGAAAAGUAUCCUACAGACAAGCGAAAGACCCUCGAAGUUAUCGUCAGGGCAACUGGAACCUGGCUAGGCCAUCCCUUGUUCACGGCGAAGAGCAAACAACCGAAUGAAGAUCUCAUCAUGUACGACGCAGAAGCCCAGGCAGUUCUCGGAGAAAUCGGCAAGCUUGCGAAAGACUGCAUUUGGAGACUUCAGCAACCUCGCAGGGAUUUGGUCAGAAUGAGGGCGCGACUGAGAAGUGAUGUUGCGCACAUCGUUGGCAUCCCAGCCGUCGACCCAGUCGAGGAGGCUGUAAAGUCCUUGUUAGGUCUUUCAGAUCAAGCGUCAUGGGACUUUCUAGUCAAAGGAGGCAGUGAGAAGACGUUAGAAUUGAGGGAGGCCUUUCAGAAGGUGAAAAGCUUGGCAAAGCGCGAGCUGGAGGGCUUGUCCUCUCCCGAAAUUCGAGAGGGAGACCAGCCGAUCACGCCAGAGGACAACCGCGGGCUGGAAACGUGGUUUACCACUUCUCAUUGCUAA
This is a messenger RNA of Verticillium dahliae VdLs.17, 1635 nucleotides long. Its product is annotated as casein kinase I. Gene Ontology annotation, cellular component: nucleus; cytoplasm. The coding region runs from base 1 to 1635 and encodes 544 amino acids. NCBI's taxonomy places the organism in Eukaryota, Fungi, Ascomycota, Sordariomycetes, Glomerellales, Plectosphaerellaceae. Gene Ontology annotation, biological process: signal transduction; peptidyl-serine phosphorylation. The transcript has 3 exons. Gene Ontology annotation, molecular function: ATP binding; protein serine/threonine kinase activity. The record is from RefSeq and is a predicted model, not a curated record.